AGAAAAGUCCUCCAAGACACAGAAUAAUUGGUAAAUCUGGACAAGAGCACAGACUUGUAACUGCAAAGACCAGGGAUUUUUAUAUAUUCUCGUGGAAAGAGAUCCGAAGGUCUUUACUAGCUAACUUGCUGGGAAAUGCCCAAAGUCAAAAGAAGCCGGAAAGCGCCUCCAGAUGGCUGGGAGCUAAUUGAGCCAACAUUGGAUGAAUUGGAUCAAAAGAUGAGAGAAGCUGAAACUGAACCCCAUGAGGGAAAGAGGAAAGUGGAAUCUCUGUGGCCCAUCUUCAGAAUCCAUCACCAGAAAACCAGAUAUAUCUUCGACCUCUUUUACAAGAGGAAAGCCAUAAGUAGAGAACUCUAUGAAUACUGCAUUAAAGAAGGCUAUGCAGACAAAAACCUGAUUGCAAAGUGGAAAAAGCAGGGCUACGAGAAUCUGUGCUGCCUCCGCUGCAUUCAGACUCGGGACACCAACUUUGGGACAAAUUGCAUUUGCCGGGUUCCAAAAAGCAAGCUAGAAGUGGGUCGCAUCAUUGAGUGCACGCACUGUGGUUGCCGGGGUUGCUCUGGCUGACACCUUUGACUCCUCUACAUUCUGGACUUUGGACCUUGUUGGCUCCUGCCUUAUUGGGCUACCCCCCUCCUGGAGCAGCUCUUCUCAGAGUGGUGCCCAGAGAAGAGACCCAGAGGGAACAUGGGCUCUACAAGUGAAGGCUUCACUAGCUGAAAUCUGUAAAAAUAAAACCUUUAGACCUCUUG
Phodopus roborovskii (desert hamster) is the source of this 755-nucleotide messenger RNA. RefSeq names its product BUD31 homolog (gene Bud31). The transcript has 5 exons. Lineage: Eukaryota; Metazoa; Chordata; Mammalia; Rodentia; Cricetidae. Gene Ontology annotation, cellular component: spliceosomal complex; nucleus. Gene Ontology annotation, biological process: mRNA splicing, via spliceosome. The coding region runs from base 136 to 570 and encodes 144 amino acids. The record is from RefSeq and is a predicted model, not a curated record.